AUGGGGAAGAAGACACCGAUGAAGAAGAGCCUGGCCGACAAGGUCCGCAAAACCAAGACCUCCACUGAGAUCAAGAACAACCCCUUUGAGGUGAAGAUCAACAGGAAGAAGUUUGAUAUUCUGGGGAGGAAGAGCAAGCAUGAUGUGGGUCUCCCUGGUGUGUCUCGAUCCAAAGCCAUUAAUAAGAGAAAAGAAACCCUCCUGAAGGAAUACAAACAGAAGGGCAAGUCCAGCAAAUUCGUUGACAGACGCUUUGGGGAGUACGACACCAAGAUGGCACCAGAAGACAAAAUCCUGAAGAGGUUCGCGAUGGAGAGACAGCGUGCCCACGAUAAGAAGGACAUGUUCAAUCUGAACGAGGAGGAGGAGCUGACUCAUUACGGCCAGUCGCUGGCUGAAAUGGAGAAAUUCAACGACAUUGUGAAUAGCGAUGAUGAAACAGAGGAGAGGGGUCUUUUAUCAGCUGAGCUUACGGCCUCCCACUUUGGAGGAGGAGGGGGCCUCCUCAGAAGGAGAACAUCAGGAGAGCAGGAGGAGGGGGAAGGAAGCCACAGGGCUAAGUCCAGACAGGAGCUGAUUGAAGAGCUCAUCCAGAAGUCCAAGCAGGAGAAGCGGGAACGUCAGGUGCAGAAAGAGGAGUCACAGGAGCUGACUGAGAAGCUGGAUCAGGAGUGGAAGAGCAUUCAGUCUCUGAUGGUGACAAAGAUACCCAAAGGUGAACGUCCUGAGGAGGAGAAGCCCAAGCUGGAGCAGUAUGACAUGAUGGUCAGAGAGCUGGUCUUCGAGAUGAAGGCUGCGCCCUCGGAGAAGCUGAAAACCCCGGAGGAGCUCGCCAGGGAGGAGAGGGAGAAGCUGCAGAAACUAGAGGCUGACCGUCUGAGGAGGAUGAUGGGAGAUGAAGUUAGGGAGAGUUCACAGAGUCAAAUUCACAUGUCUGCUGAUGACCUCAACGACGGCUUCAUCCUGGAUAAGGACGACCAGAAGACCCUGUCUUAUCAGGACGGAAAAUGGAACAUUGGAGAGGAGUCUGACGGAGAUAAAGAUGAAGAUGAAGAAGAGGGAGAGAGUGGAGAGGAGGAGGAAUCAGAGGCAGAGGAGGAAGAUGGAGAUGGAGAUGAAGAGGAGGAGGAGGGCAGUAGUGAAGAAGAAGAAGAAGAAGAAGAAGAAGAAGAAGAAGAAGAUGGUCACUCUGACCUGGAGUCAGAGCAAGAAAGUGGGGAUGAGGAGGGAAAACAGGAGGAUGAAGAGAGCAGUGCCAAACCGAGUCUGAGUGAAGAGGAGGCGAAGGCCCAGCAGGAGGCAGCUAAAGCAGAGCUCCCAUACACAUUUAUUGCUCCAGAGAGCUACAGCGACCUGAAAGCUUUGCUCCACGGCCACACCCCCGACAACCAGCGCCUCAUCGUGGCCAGGACUCAGAAAAGCAACCACGCUAGUUUGGCUGUAGGCAAUAAGCUCAAACUGCAGAAACUGUUUGGCUUUCUGUUGGAGUACGUCGGAGAACUGGCCAGCAGGAGUCCACCUGAACUCACCACCGUAGAUAAACUCAUACCAGAGCUGUACACUUUGUGUCAGAUGUUUCCGGAAGCCGCCCGUAAGGCGAUGCAGAGCAUCCUCGGAGACGUCGGUCAUAGCACGGAGGAGGCUCUUGAGGUCAAAGGACAUGUUCCUUUCCCAGCACUGGACAUGCUCAUCUACCUGAAGGUGACAGCCCUGCUGUUUCCUACUUCAGACUUCAGACACCCAGUUACCACUCCAGCUCUGCUUUACAUCAGCCAGGCUCUCACUAAGUGUCCGGUGAGGUCGUUACAGGACGUGACGUCAGGUUUAGUGCUGUGCUGUCUGGCGGUGGAGUACGUCUCCUUUUCGAAGCGCUUCCUGCCUGAGCUCAUCAACUUCCUGACCGGAACGCUGCAUCUGGCCGUGCAGGAUAAGACCUCUCUAGGUUACACUGUGGUGCCGCCCUUUAGGCCAUCAGGGAAGUGCAGUGAUCUGCUGGUGUUGUCAGACUUCGAGUCCUGCAGGAGCUGGAGCAAGAAAAGCCUUCCACUGUCUGUGACCCAACACAUGGAACUCAGAAGUGACCUCGACAGAGAUCACCACAGGUUGAUGUGUCUGUCUACUUGCCUGGACCUGGUGAAGCGGUGCUGCCUGCUCUACAAAGACCUCGUGUCCUUCACAUGCAUCUUCCAGCCAAUCAGAACGCUGCUUUCCAAACAUCUCUCAGCCCAAACAUUACCAGAGCUUUUACAGGAGCUUCACAGUGAGAUCCUGGAGACCAUCAGCAGCGCUCCAGUGACUCGCAGUCGGCUGGUUUUAGAGAAGAAGAAGCCGAUUCCUCUGAAGCUGCUCACACCAAAGAUUGUUGAAGUGUUGGACUAUGGAAAGAAACGUGGCAGCACCAGAGAGGAGAGAGAGAAGGAGCGACUGAAGCACAAGUACAAGAAGGAGUUCAAGGGCGCUCUGAGGGAGAUCAGGAAGGACACGCGAUUCCUCGCCAGAGAGAAGCUCAACGAGGUCAUGAACAGAGAUUCAGAGAGAAAGAGGAAAGUGAGGGAGCUCUUUGGCAGCUUGGCCACUCAGGAGGGAGAGUGGAAGGCCCUGAAGAGGAGGAAGAGGAAGUGAAAUACAGAAUCUCAUCGCUUCUCUCCCAUCAUCUGUUCCCUGUCAAAUGGACAUCUCCCCCUCGACUCGUGGUGUGGAUAACAGCCUGAACACGUUUGUGGAACUGGGGUUUUGUACUCUAUGGACUUUUUUUAAUCGCGAGACAAAUUCAACUUGUCUUGUCGCAGCACACAUUUUAUAGCGUUUGACAAAUAGCUGUCACACGAAGUUGUCAAAUAUUAUGAUGUAGGCGUUUGAUGCGACCAUCGGAUACUGUUGUUGGAGGUGUCAGUCAACACAGCAGUAAAUAGUUGGUUUGCAUUCUCUGUUUUUACCACCAGAAUCCAUCACUAUAAUGUGCUUAAAUACAGAAACAAAUAAAUGACCGUAUCUCUCUGUU
Molecule: messenger RNA, 3001 nt
Organism: Sebastes umbrosus (honeycomb rockfish)
Lineage: Eukaryota; Metazoa; Chordata; Actinopteri; Perciformes; Sebastidae
Gene: nop14
Product: NOP14 nucleolar protein homolog (yeast)
Exons: 18
Coding region: 1-2622 (873 amino acids)
Biological process (GO): maturation of SSU-rRNA
Cellular component (GO): small-subunit processome; Noc4p-Nop14p complex; nucleolus
Source: RefSeq, a predicted model, not a curated record